This is a messenger RNA of Scomber scombrus (Atlantic mackerel), 1668 nucleotides long. RefSeq names its product C-x(9)-C motif containing 4 homolog (S. cerevisiae) (gene cmc4). Gene Ontology annotation, cellular component: mitochondrial intermembrane space. The record is from RefSeq and is a predicted model, not a curated record. NCBI's taxonomy places the organism in Eukaryota, Metazoa, Chordata, Actinopteri, Scombriformes, Scombridae. The transcript is spliced from 3 exons. The coding region runs from base 70 to 261 and encodes 63 amino acids.
GAAGAAGUAGCAUUAGCGGCUAGCAUACCCACUUUCUUCGCCAACUAGCUACCUCUAACCUACAAAGGCAUGCCAAAGAAAGACCCGUGUCAAAAGCAAGCGUGUGCCAUUCAGAAGUGUUUACAAGCUAAUAAAUACGUGGAGAGCAUGUGUGAGGAUGUGAUCAGGGCGAUGCGGCGGUGCUGUGAGACGCAUUCAGCCAACUCCAUCUGCUGCUCCGGCUUCAAGGACUCAAAACCUGAAAAAGGAGAGCAAAAUUGACACAUAAUAACCUCUUGUGGGUGUAUUUAACUGGAAACAGUGUCAGAAAGACACAUUGCAUAAAUGCUGUAAUGACUGUGUAACUACGUGUGUACAAGACUGAACAAACAACAAGUUCCAUGUUUUUCUUUUUGUUCCUUUAGUUGCAUGUUUAUGGAAGCCCAUUUCGGCCAAAGUAAUGAAAAAAAUAUGCAAGUCAUUAUAAUGAGGAACUUUCUCAAAAUAAUGAGAAACUAUCUCUAAAAUAAUGAGAAACUAUCUCUAAAAUAAUGACAAAAUAUCUAAAAAAUAAUGAAAAAAUAUCUAAAAAAUAAUGAGAAACUAUCUCAAAUCAUGAUGUAGUAACUGAAAACUCAGGUUUUAAGGGGUGUGAGCAUUGAUUUGUGACACCCUGGUUCAAUUUUCAACUUAAACAAGUGUAAUAUGUAAAUUUGGAGCUUCCCGGAAACAUUUUGUGUCCAGCAGUUAAAUUGUUGAGGUGAAAUAUAUGUUUUUACAUUGCUAUAUAUUCUGUAAUUUUUCAUGAGGGAGAAAUAGUAAAGGCCACUUUAAAGAUUUUAACAAGAUACUUUGACUUUUUUGUGACACGCUAUUCUUCAAAGUAGAGUAUUUUACAUACAUAUUAAAACAUGUCUGGAGGAGAAUUUUAAAGCAACUGGAAGGCCGAUUCCACAAUGGCCUUCUAACUAUGCAUAAUACAUGAUUACAUAAUAAUAAGCAUCUAAAAAGUAAAUUGAUUUUAAUCCAAAUUUGAAAUAUUGUCAUUUAAGUUUUUAUAAACUUUCUUGAUAUUGGGUUUGAACUGGGUAUGGUUAUGCUUGGACAUUUAUUAUAAUAAUUAUGCAAUAAAUUCUGUGAACCAGAAAUAAAAUAAAAUUGGGAGAAUAUGAUGUUCUAAAAAGCAUUAGAAAUAUAUAGUUUAUAUAAUGUUUAACUGUCUGUCCUGGCAGGUAUGUCAGUUUUAAGAGUAGGAGGCAACACACACACCACCUAACUUGUCUCUCUAAUUUUCCCCAAAGAUCUAACUCCAAAGAAAAAGCAUGUCCACAAGAGGGUGUAUUAGUUUUUACAUGUCAUUGCAGGAAAGGCACAAGUGUUAUCAGUAAUAUCAUGACCCACCUAUGUGAAGUGUAACCCUUUAUAAAUGUAUUCGCUCUGCCUGUGUUUGAUGAGUGAAAAUUAAAUUCCUCUCACAACAAAAGUUUUAACAUUAUAAGCUGACAAGAGAAGCAUUUAUUUAAAAAGUGGUCUUGUUGUGUGCGUGCCUCGUUAUAAAGUACGUGGAACUCUUGUUUGUACAUGUCAGCGUUAAGCUACCAACACAGUCAUAUUGCAGAUGUGACUUGCCGAAAGCCCUGCACAUACCUUUAAUGUGAAAAAUCAAUAAAGAGUUGGUUUUCACCAUGA